This is a messenger RNA of Sinocyclocheilus grahami, 1335 nucleotides long. Its product is annotated as lipoma HMGIC fusion partner homolog. The record is from RefSeq and is a predicted model, not a curated record. Bases 489 to 1091 code for a protein of 200 amino acids. Gene Ontology annotation, cellular component: membrane. Lineage: Eukaryota; Metazoa; Chordata; Actinopteri; Cypriniformes; Cyprinidae. The transcript has 4 exons.
GCAAGCGAGCGCGCCUCGGACUCGUGUAGUCUGUCUGCUGCCACACAGCGCUCAGUGCGUGGACACGGACACAGCUCAAUAUUUCUUGUGUCUUCUGAAAUACACUGGGAUUAUUUUAGCGCUUUCCUGCAGGAGUGACAGUGAAAUAAACAGAAAGACACAAGCAGAUCUCAGCAGACUCCAUGUAAGGAAUGUAAUGCAUGUUUUCUGCGCGCGUACCGCGAGUUGCGCUCCGUUCAGCGGACAAAGUUUAUUUCUUCUCCACGGUCACACGAAGCUGGACCGGAAUUUGAAAUUAACACACCAGUCAGAAUAUAUCUAUGUGACUGCACACAGAACAAUGGUGAAGACUGUAUGGAGCUAGACAUCCUCUUUCCAACAAGGCAAAAGGAAUCAUUAUUUUGAUUUUGAUUUUUUUGUGUGUGUGUAUCCUCUUUUCCAAGCUUUCUUCUGGAAUUGUGGCCAAUAUUUAAAGACAUUUCUCCAGAAUGGCAUCCAGCCUCACGUGUACGGGGAUGAUCUGGGCUCUGGUGUCCCUGCUGAGCGCAGCAGCUUCCUGCGUGGGGUUCUUCAUGCCCUACUGGCUGCUGGGCUCACAAAUGGAUAAGCCAGUGUCCUUCGGUACUUUCCGGCGGUGCUCGUACCCCAUUCGGGACGAAGAGAGGCAGGCUACGAUCAUGCUGGAGCAAUGUGGGCGCUAUGCAAGCUUUCAGGGUAUUCCGAGCAUGGAGUGGCGGAUCUGUACAGUCGUGACGGGAGUUGGAUGUGGCCUGCUGCUGCUGGUGGCGCUCACCGCGGUCAUGGGCUGCUGCAUAUCAGAACUCAUCUCCAGAACCAUCGGACGUGCAGCGGGGGGCAUGCAGUUUCUUGGAGGUCUGCUCAUCGGUUCAGGAUGUGCUCUGUAUCCUCUAGGUUGGGACAGUGAGGAGGUCCGGCAGACAUGCAACAACAGCUCAGAUCAGUUUGAACUUGGCUCUUGUCAGAUUGGCUGGGCGUACUACUGCACUGGGGCUGGCGCCACCUCGGCCCUGUUGCUGUGCACCUGGCUCGCCUGUUUCGCAGGGAAAAAACAAAAACAAUACCCGUACUAGAAGAACCAACCUCAACUACAGCCUGAACCACAGCAGGACAGAUGCCUUAGACUCAGUGGAGACUGGCUUUGCAGCCAAUGGAAUGACGGCUUUCCUCCAUUAAUGCAACUCCGACUCAUUAAAGACUCAAAAUGCUCAUAUGGACAUUUGUGUGAUUAAAAUGAGCAUACUUUUCAAAGAGACAUGACUUUUGACAGUACUUCCACUGCUCUCUAAAAAACAACUAGAGAGUAUUUAAUGUGAA